This is a messenger RNA of Portunus trituberculatus (swimming crab), 5392 nucleotides long. It is a transcript of the gene hth, whose product is annotated as homeobox protein Meis1-like. Gene Ontology annotation, molecular function: DNA-binding transcription activator activity, RNA polymerase II-specific; RNA polymerase II cis-regulatory region sequence-specific DNA binding. The record is from RefSeq and is a predicted model, not a curated record. Lineage: Eukaryota; Metazoa; Arthropoda; Malacostraca; Decapoda; Portunidae. Gene Ontology annotation, biological process: positive regulation of transcription by RNA polymerase II; eye development; brain development. Bases 454 to 2034 code for a protein of 526 amino acids. The transcript has 16 exons.
AAUAAUUCGGUCGCAAAAAAGAGUUUCAGAUCUAUAUUUGGGUUUGUCAAGAGCAACUCACAUGUAAGCCCGGAAUGCAGAAGGAGGAGUGUCAGGGAAUUGGGCGGGUCUUGGGCGGAGCGUGAUUGGCUGGUGGGCGGAGUGAGGCUGAGGCGCCGUGCGUGGCUCCUCCCCGGCCGGCGGUGCGCAGUGCCCAGGGGCGGUGCUCGUGACAGCUCAUUCAUUUGUGGCGGCGGCCGGCGUGAUUGACAGCAGUUGGGGUCCAGUGACAGGCGGACACGCACGCCGCUCCGCUCUCAGUCGCCUCAUGUCGAUUGACGUGUUGACGCGCGGUGCAGGUACGGCGCGGUGCUAGACGGUGCAGUGCGGUGCGCGGGUGGGCGUGUAGUGACUCUUGCGGCGCGACAUUGUGGUGGUGUACCGAGUGAAGCAAGCACAGUACUCUUGGGUGACAUGGCUCAGCCUGCCAGGUACGACGACGCGCUGGGGCACUACGGCGGCGGCGGCGGCACGAACAUGGAGACCGUAGCCAACAUGUACAGCGACCCUCACCGCAGCGCGGCGACGGCGGCGGCCCUGCAGCCGUCUCUCAUAAACCACAUGAACCACGUGGGCGGGGCCGCCCACAAUGCAGCCAUGUACGCCCAUACACAAGCCCCUAACCAUGUGGCGGCGAACCACGUGAUGGGCUCUAUUCCCGACGUGCACAAACGCGACAAAGACCUCAUAUACGGGCACCCGCUGUUUCCCCUGCUGGCGCUGAUCUUCGAGAAGUGUGAGCUCGCCACAUGCACGCCGCGGGAGCCCGGUGUGGCUGGCGGGGACGUCUGCUCCUCCGAAUCCUUCAACGAGGACAUCGCCGUCUUUUCCAAACAGAUUAGACAGGAGAAGCCCUAUUAUCAGGCAAACCCAGAGCUUGAUAGUUUAAUGGUUCAAGCAAUUCAAGUCCUGCGGUUUCACCUCUUAGAGUUAGAAAAAGUGCACGAGCUGUGUGACAACUUCUGCCACCGGUACAUAUCGUGUUUGAAGGGCAAAAUGCCUAUCGACUUGGUGAUUGACGAGAGGGAAGGUCCUAAGCCCGACAUGGGCACCGGGGACUCAAACAACAAUGCUGCGGCUGCCGCUGCCGGGCGGGCCUCGGCCGACACCACGCACACCGACGGCGCCUCCACUCCUGACGUGGGUCCCUCGUGGGAUUCAAGUGUUGACUCUAAAGGACCCUCCAAACACGACCAGCCUGAAUUCGCAUCGUCGGCGCUGCUGUGUAUGCCAAAGUUUGAGUGGACUAGUGGUGGUGAUGGUGGUAGCAGCUCUAAGCGGCCGCCGUCUUCGACAAUGUCGUACUCUGGGGGAGCGGGCGGGGAGGAUGCCCGAUCCCCAGGGUCGGGCGGUACCCCAGGUCCCCUCUCCCACCAGCCCUCCUCCCAGCAGUCGGGAGACAACACCAGCGAAGCAGUGUUUCCUACUCCUACAGGUGGGUCAGAACCUGCCACACUUGUACGUGGGAUGACAGACUCAUUAGGUAAGAAGAGCCCCGCUGGUCUGCACUCUCGCCUCUUUCAUGAGUUUGAAGGUGACGCCAGCAACGCAAGCAUCGGUUCAGGGGAAGGCACAGAGGAAGAUGACGACGCUUCCAAGAAAAACCAGAAGAAAAGAGGCAUUUUCCCCAAGGUGGCCACCAACAUCCUCCGAGCCUGGCUCUUCCAGCACCUCACACACCCGUACCCCUCCGAGGACCAGAAGAAACAGUUGGCUCAGGACACCGGCCUAACCAUUCUCCAGGUCAACAAUUGGUUUAUCAAUGCCCGCCGGCGGAUAGUUCAGCCGCUCAUAGAUCAGUCGAACCGUGCGGGCGCCAGUGUGCCGCACUUUCCAGGUCCGGCCGGCGCCUACUCCCCCGAUGCGGCGUCCAUGGGCUACAUGAUGGACGGGCAGCAGCAUAUGUUCCGCUCAGACCCCUACACCGACCAUGCCGCCGCCGCCGCCUACUACGGACACCCGGCGGCCGCAUACAACUACCCGCAUCAUCUAUAGGUCCGCGUGUAGCGGUCAAGUAGCGUGAGCGUGGUGUCCCUGAUGCCCUGAGCCACGAGCAGCCCCGCACCGAGAGUCCCCGAGUGUGGUAGUGUGGCGGCCGCCGGCGACAGAGAGGACUGUGGCGAGCCGGCGGCCGGUGCCCCCGCGGCGCGUAUGCGCCCCGCGUGGCGGCAGCGUCAGGGGAACUGUGUACAUAUUCUUGGUGUCUCGCGCGUUAACGUUUGUGAGGAGUGGACUGCCAGGGGUGAGGACAGUGGCGCGGGCUGGGCAGGGGCGUGGCAGGGCGGGGCCGGGCAGGGCAUGACACCCUUCCCGCCGCCGCCGCUACUGUUGUGGCUCAUCAUCAUCAUCAUCACCUCAACACCUCACCACCAGCCUGCGCGGGGCGUCGCUGUUGCAGCGUGACGUCACAAGCACAGCAGCAGCGGCAGUAACCUCCGAGGCGUCUCAAGGAUCAGCACCGGGAGCGGCUCCUCUCCGUGACGUCACGACACCACCACCACCGUCGAAAACCAAUGCGGCAGCAGCAGCAGCAGCAGCGCUGUGGGUGCGGCAGCCGCGCCAGCAGCACGCCGCUGCUCCGCGGGCCUGCUGCCCCCAAGUGCCGUGCGUCGCAUGUACCGAGAGCCGAGAGUAACGUGAAAGUGAUAUGUAUAUUAUUGUGUUGCACCAGAACCCAGUUUUGUUCACGAGUCCAACCACCACCGAAACCCGAAGGCGGUGCCGCGGUGACUCACGAGCCGCCAGUGGAAACAGCACAGGUGACGCAGCACCCCACCCUCCCAGGCCCACACCGCCGCGACGCUCCGCAGGUCGGGUCAGACGUGACCUCAGAUGACCUGGCUCGCCUCUGUGACCCCAAACUCAGGAAAAGUGUGAUGGCAGAAUGACCCCGCACGGUGGUGACCUACAGUGCACACACACACACACACACACACACACACACACACACACACACACACACACACGUAUCGCUCACUCAGAUCAUACAUUGUUUCCUGUGAUCUACCCCCAAAACGCACACACACACACAAACACACAAGCACACACACACACACACACACACACACACACACACACACACACACACACACACACACACACACACACACACACACACACACACACUUUCCGUUCCCCCUCCCCCACCCACACCUACUACAGAGCCAGACGUGCAUUUUUGUUAUAGGAGAAAGAACAGGAUAAUGUGACGCUGUAUACGACUUGUGAAUCCUGUAUACGAUUGCAGUUAUCAUCUUGUACAUUACGAGUUGUCUUCGGGUGACCCACCGGACUUGGACGCGGGAGCUUACGACUUCCGCGACUGUGUGGGGAAUAAAGGAGAGGAGAAGAACAACAGACUGACUAAAGGUUAAAAAAAAGAAAUUAAUAUACCUCGAUUAUUUUUUUUCCAAGCGGAUGUUACUACGACUGUGGUCAGAGGAAAUCUAUAAGGAAAACUAGAGACUACGGUGAUGAUACCAGUACAUGUAAACGUUAAUGCUUUAGUGGUAAGAGUCCCUCCCUUCUUAUUCUCCUUCUCCUUCUCUCUCUCUCUCUCUUUCUCUUUUCUCGUUACCAUUUUCUUCUUUUAUCCUCCGUCUUGUAUCUAUCUAUCUUCUCCAAAUCACUUUUUUUUGCGUGUUAUGUCUCAUCCUAUCGUCUUUUCUUUCAUGUUUUCCUCCUCCUCUUCUUCCUAUUCCUCCUCAAUCUUCCUACCUUUUCCUCAUCCUUGUCCUCAUCCUCUUCCUUGGUCUUCUCUUCCUUGUCCUCCUCCUCUAUCACUCAUUUACUUAACCUUUUUCUCCUCUUCCUUUUUCUUCUUUUCUCUCUCUUUUUGUCUUUUUUCCUCCACCUUCCAGUCGAGGAGGUCAGGUUCACGGAGGGAGUGUGUUGCCAUCCCCGAGUGACAACCCAACUUUAGGUAUACGUAUUGGGGGCAUCUGGCAACAGUGUGACCUUGAAAGGGACUCGCCGCUACUCCUACUUACCUUUGUAUCAUAGGUAACAUUUAAAUAAAUACACAAAAAAAUCCCUAAAAUAAAUAAAUCAAGAAGAAAGUUGAUACUGUUGUAAAAAAAAAUAAUAAGAUAAAGGUAAUAUUAAUACUACUACUGAAUAAAUAAAUGAAUCAAUAACCCAAACACUUUUCACACCUGCAGCAAUAUCGAUAUUAUUUCUGUGAUGUUCUGUGUUAGGGCUGACCAGUGCCAUUGUAGCGCACCGGAGGCAGCCGUGCGGGAGGCGGUGGGCAGCAGUUUGUCGGCUGACUGUAGCGGCUGAUCGACCUGCUAACAAAAAAAUAAUAAAUAAAUAAAAUAAUAAAAUAAUGUUUCGCGCGCUCACUUCCGGCGACUUAAGAGGAUUGAGUACUGCUUUCUUUGUUUUAUUUCAUUAUGUUUUUAUUUUCUAUGUAUUGUUUGUUUUUUUUAUCAUAUUUUCGUUUCCUCUCCCGUAUGAAGAGAAGUCUCCAGAUGAGUGGCGAGCAGCAGCAGCGGCAGCAGCAGCAGCAGCAACAGCAGCAGCAGCAGCAGCAGGGCAGGGCAUGACUAGCGCCGCCCUGCGCUGCGCUGCGCUCAGCCUGCGUAGCAUCAGUGACUGUCUCAAGUGUCGAGUGUCAAGGAGCUGAGUCGUGAAAACAGUGAAAAAAUUCCUCUGUUUCUCUCUCAUUUACACAAUCAGAAUGUUAUGGGCGCGAGAAUUAUGGGAAAAAUUCAACUCAAAUUCAUUGAUGGAAAAGUCCAAAUUGUUGAUGUGUGGAGCAGCGGCGGCGGUCCGCGGGGAGCACCGAGGAAGACUUCCUUUCUGUUGCUUUCAUGGUAUUUAAUCCUCUUUCCAUAUUUUGAGUUCCAUUUUGCCAUAUAUUUUGACCUGCUCAUUAUACGAAUUCUGAAGAAGGAAAACAACCGAAAUAGUUUAUCUUAUUCCUGUGCUGUUGUGUUGCCACAUUGUAAUCUUAUAAAGAUGUUUUUGGCGUCAGUGGACCCCGUAUGGUUAGGUAACUGUGUAGUAGUAAAACUCUAUCCGAUUUCUGAGCCGCUUUCCCUUGUUUUUUGUACAUACUGGACGUUCCCUCUGCCAGUGACUCUUCCCGUGACUGCAGUGUAGAGUGGCAUUUCUACAGUGGUUGUAUAUUUGUAUCCUAAAUUCAACUUCUCAUGAAGAAAACAUUGUUACAACAAAGUUCAAAAUGUCUGCAAUUCUGUAAAAUACAUUUUUUAGCUCUUAUAAUAGAAUCAUAAGAAUUUAGUUGAUUCGUUAUCGAAAUUCUUCUUUCCAGUCUGCAUUCAAUGAAAGCAUUAAAUGCUGGGUAUUGUGUAUAUGAUUUUUCCAAAAAUAAACGUGUUUUAAACUA